AUGAAGACUUGUCUCGCAUGCAAUACCGACGCUCACAGCGAUGAAUACGUGGAGUGUACUAAAUGCAACGGGAUCUACCAUUAUCCAUGUCUCAAUAUACACAGGGAUAACCUGAGUCCAGAUGCAAUAUCGAAGUGGCAAUGCCCCAUGUGCAUGAGCAAACAACGUAAGGGCGAUAACUCCGCGCGUUUGGCUCGUCCAUCUACACCGACUUCGCAGGCAGAGAUUUCUUUUAUGAACGUUACUCGGCGUGCAGCGGCUAGCAAACCGGUUACGGCGGCGGCGCCCAACCAAAAUGAUGACUUUAUACGACGCUCCGAUCUGCGUGAACUUCUACGCGAAGAAAUGUCAAAUAUCUUAAAAUCACAUAACGCCGAACUAACAUCUACUCUUAGCAAGUUCUCUGAAAAAAUCUCUAACUUGAGCACAUCGGUCGAAUUUAUGAGUGAGAAAUUCGACAGAAUAACUGAGGAAUUCCAACAACAAAAACAAGAAAUUACGACUUUAAAGAAUGAAAAUGCAGGUCUGCGUACAGAGGUGGAUAACCUAAACAGUAAACUGCAAUUAAUUGAUCAACUGUCACGCGCUUCUUCCCUGGAAUUACAGUGCGUUCCUGAAAAGAAAGCCGAAAAUGUCGUGCAAAUAAUUAAGCAGCUGGGGCGUGUUGUAAACUGUCCUAUCAACGACCACGACAUCCACUACUGUUCCAGAGUGGCUAAGCUGAACCCAAACAGUACCAGACCACGCACAAUUAUAGCCAAGUUUAGCUCACCAAGAAUGCGAGACUCAGUGCUGUCUGCGGUUGUGAGACAUAAUAGACAACACUCACAGGAUAAAUUGAACACUACCGAUUUCGGAUUUGAUCCUGAGAAAAAAUCUCCGGUUUUUGUCAUAGAAAGUUUAUCUCAUGAAAAUAAACAACUUCACGCGGCGGCACGUCAACGCGCCAGGGAACUAAAAUAUAAGUUUGUCUGGAUCAGAGCAGGAAGAAUCUUCAUGAGAAAGAAUGAAUCGAGUGAAGCUAUUUUUAUUAGGAACUCUUCUGUACUCGAUAAAUUGUAG
Ostrinia nubilalis (European corn borer) is the source of this 1062-nucleotide messenger RNA. RefSeq lists its product as uncharacterized. The transcript has a single exon. NCBI's taxonomy places the organism in Eukaryota, Metazoa, Arthropoda, Insecta, Lepidoptera, Crambidae. The coding region runs from base 1 to 1062 and encodes 353 amino acids. The record is from RefSeq and is a predicted model, not a curated record.